CUGAGCGUGGGCCUCGACCCGAACUGGAAGCACCUGAUCCCUCCCCGCCAGAGGACCGUGCUUUCGGAGGGCCACUGCGUCGCCGAGUGCACGCAGGAGGCGCUUCCUAGGACAGGCAUCAACGUCUUCGCGGUGAUCCUCCACACGCACCUCCUCGGCCGCAAAGUCCGCGUGAGGCACCUUCGAGACGGCCACGAGCUCGAACCCAUCGCCCAGGACAACAACUACGACUUCAACUACCAGGAAUACCGCGCCCUCAACACGCCCAGGACGGUCUUGCCGGGCGACCACCUGAUCGGCGAGUGCACCUACAACAGCCGCGAGCGCUCCACCAUCACCCUCGGGGGCUUCAAGACGCGCGACGAGAUGUGUCUGUCGUUCCUGUUCUACUGGCCGCGGGUCGACCUGUCGCUGUGCCACUCCAAGCCGUCGCUCAACACCGUGCUGCACUCGCUCGGCAUACAGGAGCUGUCGGCCGACUCCGACCCGAUCAGGAUCCGGCGGCCGAUCGAGCUGGCGGGGAAGAAGCUGGAGUGGCGGCUCCUCAACUACGACUGGAAGAACCAGUUCGAGUACUUCCAGGCCGUCACGCACACCGGCACCAUCAACCCCAUGUGCUGGAGGCGAGGCGAGUCGCUGCUUCCGGAGCUGGAGAAGAUGGACUACGACUACCCGAACAUCACGGAGCCGUGGGCGCCCGAGAACGUGUGUCGUCAGCUGAGAAGGAUCUCGCGGCGCCGCAAGAACAAGGGAGGGCGAAGGAGGAACCACCACCCCACGCCCACGGGAGAGACGGAAGAGGAGCUGGAGGAGGAGGAGGUCAUGUUCGACGACCAGAGGAACUCCCGGCCGAUCGAGAGCAUCGACGUCGACCCCUACAACCACAGGGACUUCGACAUCCCGCACAUCGAGGACCGCAUUGAGAACGACCACUUCGAGGGCUUCGGCGCCGAGGACACGGGCACCGCGGACCAAGAGCUCACGGAGGAGCUGCUCGACAUGGAGAGGGAGCUCGGGAAGGAGCUGGCCAAUAAGGCGCAGGACCACUUCCAGGAGCAGACGGCGCGCCCGGCCAGCGGAUGCCAGGGGCGCGGCGCGUCGUGGUGGGCGCUUGUGGCCGCGCUGUGCCUGCUGCGCCUCCACCGCCUCUACGACGGCCACGGCUGAGGCGCCGGCGAGAGGAACUGCGGAGAGGGACGUCGGCGAGGCAAAAGUUCCCAUAGUAUUCGUAUUUAAGAAUGAAUAAAUCGCGCUGUGAAACCCGUUGUUUUAGGAAGGAGAAUAGGAUACAUACUCGGUUAAGCAUCUCCCCUUCACUCUCGUAGUGAGGAGUGAAUAGCAUUUAUUUUCUGCUGUGGAAAAGACAGCUGACCCGACCGAGGGGCGCAUGAAGGCCCCUGGCUAGUGUUGUGUAUUCUGUGUGGUGCGGCCGCGGCGAAGGGCCUGCCGCCUUGUCAGGGCGCGAAGGACCCUUCCGCGCUGGACACUCCCUCGUGCUUGUGAUUCCUUCGCGAAGAGGUUGUGUGGUUCCUUCAAGCUAGGAUCUUAAAUAUAUAUAUUCCUCCAAACAUAUAUAUAUUUCCUCCUGGGACAAGGGACUCCUGAGACGUGCCAGGAGACAGAGUUCGACGGGAGGCGAGGCCCGCGAGGACCUCCCGUCGCCGCGGCUUCCCCCGCGUCCUGGCGGCGGGCGGCGCGGGCGGGGCGCGGGCGGGGCGCGGGCCGGCCGCCUCGGGCAACCCCACUAAACCUCAGUAGUAGCUCUUGGUCUGCUAUAUUACAGUGCCUGAUUUUGUAUAUUUCGCUUUUGUGUGUUUUGAGGGACAUUUUAUCCGAUGAGGACUCUGUAUGAAAGAAAUAUGAAUCAUCGUUGUGGAGUUUAUAUGCGAUUUUUUUUGUGUAAAAUAAUAGAUGAAUAUAUAUAUACAUAUAUCAUUUUUAAGAAGUGGUUUUUAGUGAAAAUAAAUAUUUAUGAGUUGAAUAUAUGAUUGGAUACAGUGAUUCGACGAUUUUUUAUGUCUCGGUGAUGUGCAUUUCACCUUUUGAUUGUUGUUCCUUCACAAACACAUUAUAUAUAUAUUGCAUGGUGACAGUUUCUAGUGAACGCUUUGAAUUUGUGGACAAAAAAAGAUAAUUUAGCAAAAAUCAUCUGUUGUGAAUUGCAUAAUAUUAUUGUCAUCUCUGGAAUGGAAAACAUUGAGUGUAUUUCUUUUUCGUUUUUGAUGCAUGUAUUGCAUGCAAGGCGAGGCAAAAUCUCUUAAGCUCUUUGGAGAGAACCGAUAGACCUUCAGAUGUAUUACAGAAAAUGAUGGUCACUAAAAUUUCUGUUGAUUAUAUUUUUAUUACCAAUGCCAGGAAAAAAUAAUGAAAGGCUAAAAAAAAUAUAUAUAUAGUAGCAUCUGUAACGUGAUGCUGUCUUUGUUUGCAUAGACUUUUCAUACCAUUCUCUGAAACACUAAUCAAGAACGUUGCUUUUGAAAUGUGUGAGGUUUGAAUACUAUAGACACUUAACCCUUCAUUGCCAUGUUCCACGAAUGCAUAAUAUAUUUACUAAUGAAACUUUUUUUUUUUCUUCAAUGGAAAUCUAUGCUCGUAUUGCAACUAAUUGUAAAUACCAUAUAUAGUUCUUUCAAGCAGAUUGUAAAGUAAAAAAAAAAUGAUAAUAUAACAGGGUAUGAUACUUACGACAUGCAGUAAAAAAAUUAAGAUGAAAAAAAACAUAUAUAUAUAGGCCUGGCAAUGUCAAGUGUAGAAGAAAGAGGUUUCUCUCUAUAGAUCAUUUCCUGAGUUGUCAAUGAAUCUGAUGUUGCAUGCCGAUUCUUUACAAAAGAGAGGGUGCAACUCUGCAAUAUGCACUCGAGACCGUGCAAAGACUGGGACAUAAUUCUCAAGAGAGGUGAAAGGACAAACUAUGGUGGCAUGACUAUAGUUGAAACCCUUAUUAAAAAAAAAAAAAGGUAUGAAAGGGUGUUAGACUAGCAUAAUUAAGUGUUUAUGAACAACCUUACUCUCCCUGUCGGCGGGACUAUGUGCCUGAAACCCUUGUAAUAAUAACAUAAAUUUGAGCUUCCAAGAAUAAGCAAACUGUAUAUUGAAAAAUUGAAAUUAGAGGAAAUAAAACAAAAAAAAAAAAUCAUUAACAUGCCUCUUCAUCUUCAAAAAAAAUCAUAGAAUCUCCCCCCUCCCCCCCCCCUCCUCUUCCUCCUCUCCCGUUGACCUCCCCCACCCCACCCAGGCACCCCCCCCCCCACCCUGGUAGCUUGACAACAGCCUCCCCCCCUCCCCCCCGUCCCUUCCUCCCCCCCUGCGUAAUCACAUCCUCAACUGCGCUAUUGUGAUAGAAGAUUUUUUGUAGGAUACUUGACCAAAACACAGUGUGUAGGGGAAGUGUUAGUGAGCAAAUUACGUUCGUAGCGAAUAAAACCACAGAAAAGGGGUGGAAAGAAGAGAGAGAGAGAGAGGGGGGGGGGUGAAGGAGGGGGGGAUUGGAAAAAAGAAAAGAAAAACGACAUCAAGACCAAACCGAUUCCUCAGGCGUGCCGCUCCGGUGGGUGGGUCUCCUUUCUCUGCCUCGCUUCUCUCGGCGUCGAAGCCUUCAGAGGCGGGAGGAAGCGAGUUGCGUGAAGCGAGAAAGUGUCUUAAAACUUUCCCCUAAACAACUUUUCCCCUCCUUUUCCUCCUCCUAGCUCCCUCCCUCCCCUUCCCCCUCCCCCCAACCCCCACCCACCCCUCCUCUCUUGCUAAAAGAUGGGCGGUUGUGGGGCGCGACUUAAGAAGUUGACAUUUAUAUCUGGAAUCCGCUGUUGCCGACUCUUGUCUCGGAAAAUGCACGAGAUGUUGCAAGAGGAAGUGUUCGGCUCCGCGUCUGUUGCUGCGCAGCUUCAGAGCUCGGCAUCAGAGAGCUCGGCUUCAGAGAACUCGGCUGGUCGAUGUGACUGUGUAAAUGUUCAGCAGUAGAAAGACGCCAUGUAGAUGUGGACGGCUACAUAGUGCGACGUGUGUACCGAUCUUUUUGCAGCCAUAUAUAUAAAUCUGUGAAGUUUAUAUACACCGGGCAUAUGUGAAGUUUAUAUAUAUAUACCAGGAUACACGUCGAGACCUAUAUUUAUUGACCUGGUUGCAGGUGAGUUGAUAGCUGUGUGAAUUUGUGUUUUUCAUUUUGUACACAGGAAUUUGCUUGAUUCUCUUCGCUACGAGUCUCGCUGCCUCUGUCACCUCGUCGCGUGACACCGAUUGUGAAUGCGCCAGCCCACGUGUUCCUGGCGCCUAUAAUCAACUUUUCUGCACGGUGGUCUAACAAAUGUAAACAAAGCAAAAAAUGGAUAAAAAAAUAAAUGAAUGAUGAUGAUAAUAAUAAUAAUAUAAUAAUAAUAAUAAUAAUAAUGAUUAUUCAGUGUAAUAACUAACGUGACAUCUGCCUUCAUGAGUGUAGAUUUAUUUUCUUACGACAUUGUGCGCUGUUCUUAGGUGUUCAUUCGUUCAUUUACCUCUGUAAGUGUUCUGGUAAAGUUCGCCGAGCAAGUGUGUCUUUCUGGCCGGUCGUUUCUCUACACUUCGCGCUCUUGCCAGUUUGUUUCGUAAAUGUUGUUGCCGCCAGAGUCCACCCGCGCGCCGAGUCCGUGAUCCCCAGGGCAGUGGGUGGCCGUUAUUUAUCGUUAUUGUUGUUCUUACUUAUUGUUUUGUUGUUGUUGUUUUUUUUUAUUCCGUGUGUGCGUUUAUUUUAUUUAUUUGUAUUUGUUUCUUUUGUUUGAGUACCGCGUGUCUUCGGUAAUUAUUUGAUGAAAGAGAUGGGAAAAAUACGGUAGCGCACACGGUCUGUAUCGUUCCUUGCCUCGUCCUCCCGUCUGCUCUUGGGAUACUGACUCGGAUGGCACUCGUGCUGAAUGCUGUUAGUCGUUGGCUCUUGGAGAAGUCGUUUGCGAGGGUCAUCUUCCAUUUCUGCUGUUCCUUCAUAGCUCUUGUCCUUUCCUUUUCCAUCUCCUCCUCCUCCCCCUUCUUUUUCUUCUCCUCCUCAUCUUCUUCCUCCUCCUCUUACUCCUUCUUCUUCUCCUCCUCCUCCUCCUCCACC
Penaeus indicus is the source of this 5068-nucleotide messenger RNA. Its product is annotated as MOXD1 homolog 2-like. Gene Ontology annotation, cellular component: secretory granule membrane. Gene Ontology annotation, biological process: dopamine catabolic process; octopamine biosynthetic process; norepinephrine biosynthetic process. The transcript is spliced from 5 exons. Gene Ontology annotation, molecular function: dopamine beta-monooxygenase activity; copper ion binding. The record is from RefSeq and is a predicted model, not a curated record. Lineage: Eukaryota; Metazoa; Arthropoda; Malacostraca; Decapoda; Penaeidae. The annotation marks the transcript as partial.